AUGCCUAUAAUUAUAAGCAUGGAAUAUCUAAUUGAUUUAAAUAGAGGAUCUCUAAGAACAAUUUUUCAGAUCCACAGUAGCGAGAAGCAAACUAUUUCUUAUAAUGAAUUUAUCAAGUUCUGUACUAUAGUGAGGAUCUAUCCAGAUAUGCUUUCUUCAUUCGAACUAAAAAGACUCGUAAUGAAAACUGCUAAUUCCCACACUUACAUUGACAGAAAAGUAGAGCUCGGUUACCUUCAAUUUGAAAAGUUAUUAGUUCUGAUAGCUGAGCAUUGCUUUGAUGGGAUCCAAACAAAUGAAAAACUAGGUCUUAUGUUCAUGCAUAUAAAGAACCCAUGUAAGCAAAACUAUCAAGUUGAAAUUUUUACAAGCCCUGAUAACUAUUACCCAAAAGAAGACUUCUCUCCAAUCACAAUUCAAGCUCUUAGUCACUCAAUUGAAAGGCCAGGGAUCAAAACUACAUCCUUUAUUAAAUCUAAUGGCCAUCUUGGUGAAUCAACCCAUGAGCAUAUCAAUGAAUCUUCAAUAAAACGAGUCAUUAACAAAUCAGCAUCACUAAAAAUUCCAUUUAGCAGCAUGGGUGCUUUUAAAAAUCAAAGCAUUUUGAGUCCAAAAUUCAUUCAACCGACGCCAAAAAAUAUAAAUAAGAAAGUCAAACAACUUUAUGCGUUAAUUUCUCCACGGAACAGUUCAUCAAGAAACAUUUCAUCUAUUUCUCCUAAAAACAAGAAUGAGAGCAGCAUUUCCAUUGACCACUCAGUCAUGUCAAAUAAAUCAAAAUCUAUAGUAGAUUUAUCGAAACUUCCAAGUAAUCUGCACAUCAGCCCAGAAGCAAAUUCCAUACAAAAAUCGAAUGACAAAGAUAAAUUGGAUCAGUUAAAGAGCGUCUUUUUAAACUUUAAGUCGAAUUUCGAAGAGAAAAAAGCGAUAAAAAGACCCUGCAUAGGAGCUCAAAUGCAAACUUUCAUAAAAAAUAUCCACAAAAGGAGGUAUGAGUCUGUAAGAUUUAUAUAGAAAAUUGUUUUGAAAUUUGCUUUUGAAAACUGGAAACUGAAAGCAAUGCUAAAAGGUUAA
Blepharisma stoltei is the source of this 1074-nucleotide messenger RNA. Lineage: Eukaryota; Ciliophora; Heterotrichea; Heterotrichida; Blepharismidae. The record is from the annotation of a GenBank genome assembly.